GGUGAAUUCAGCGGAGAAGGAGGGUGCCAGACCAGACGAGACCUAUGCGACUACGGCCUCAAACGGGGACAUCACAUUGCUCGCUGCUUUCUGAUGACGAACACUGAAGACUCCUAGGGCGGACGCCAAGCUCCAGGGAGGCGCCACAAUGCCCGGCCUCGGUAUGCUGAUAACGCCGCUGUUCAUUGCUGUCCAGUUGGUGGCUGCUGGUCUGGCGACCUCAGGUCCGAGGGAGAAGGUCGUGGAUGCAUCUGGUACCGCGAAGCUGAACUGUCCCCGUGGCAGGGAGGCGAGGAAGAGCAUGCUGCUCGCGGAGUUCCGCUGGUACCGGAACGAUCGACUGUUCAUGACGAAGCGAGCCAGAAGUGACAUGGCCGACUUCACGACCCGUGACCCGAGGAUCUCCCUUCAGCGAGACAGGCUGGUGAUCCGGAACGCACGUCCGUCGGACGCCGGCACCUACGGCUGCCACGUGAUCUGGCCGUUGCCGGAGCGGUGGCACAACUACAGCCUCCAGAUCACCGGAGCCGACUAUGACGACGGCUACAGAGACGACUACGGCGACGGCUACUGGGACUACUACGACGCCGACUACGCCAGCUAUGACUACUACCCUGACGACGAGCCGGUCGAGCGGGACGGCAACAGCACGGAGAAAAUCGCGGAGCUCUGCACUGCCUUCGAGCCUGGUGCGACGCCUGGGACGAACGGCUCGUUGGGGCCGCGUGCGCCCCAUUUCGACGAGACAGCCCGGCUGCGCCGGCUGGAGGUGGUGCUCGCCGGCAGCCCAGUCACCUUCCGCUGUCCGGUCAGAGGUUGCCCGCCGCCACGCCUCCACUGGCUGUAUCAGGGCCAGCCGGUGCUGAAAGUGCCGCACGUAGCCCGCGUCGCCACGUUCGGCGGCACCUGGCUCCGCCUGUCCAUGGUCGGCCUCUUCCAGGAGGGCAGCUACACCUGCGUGGCCGAGAACACACUGGGGAGCGUGCGCCACGUCGUGGAGCUCGUGACCACUGCCGACGGCCUGUACAAGGACCCGUUGAUCGAGCCGGGGUACCCGCGUAACGUGACGGCGCUGGCCGGCUCCAACGCGACGUUCGAGUGCCCCGGCUCCUGGGACUUCGACAUGGACCUCUUCUGGAUGUUCACGCGCUCGGACAUCGUGGAGGUGCACAACAUAUCUGACUUGAGCUCCUUCAACCGGUUCGCGAUCAGCGCCUACGAGCAACGCUACGACAUCAGCGGCCAGCAGCGGCUGGUGGUGCGGGGCGUCAGCGGCAACGACAGCGGCUUCUACACCUGCCUCAUGUACAACCACAUCGGCUUCGACGUAGCGAGCGCCCACCUGCGCGUGGUUGAAGAGGUGCCGCGGGCGGCGCUGCCCGUGCGGCCUGCCAACGCCAGCGCGCUGCUUGGCUCGCGCGUGACGCUUGAGUGUCCAGCUGCGGCUACCGCCACCAGCGGCGAGGUCAUCUGGCUGCGCUCCGAGACUGGCGCGGUCCAGCUGACGACGCCGCGGCAGCUGGAGCAGGCCAGGCGGUGCGCCCUGCCCCGCUCAGAGGUUGACGGCAGUCGUUUCAACACGUCCUCGCCGCCCCGUCUGAUCAUCACGAACGUGGCGGCCAACGACUCGGGGUACUACGUCUGCGUCGUCCACACUGCCUGGGACGUCUCAUACGCCUCGGCCUAUGUCGCAGUGGUGGAAGGUCCGGGCGGACUGCCGGCGCUGGCUCGCUGGGCAUUGUGGCUGGUGUCGGCGGCGAUCGCCGCCAUCGCCGCCUGCACGCUGCUCUCUGUGGCGCUCUGGUACGGCCGCCGCCGGGACAAGCGGCGCAUCCGCACCCUGACCAAGCGCGUGGUGAUCGAGGCGUCGCCGGAGGAGUUCGCCGCGCCCCUGGUGCGCGUCGAGCCGUGCAGGGUGUCGGAGGGCAGCGCGGCGCCGCCCGCCUACCUGCUGCCACUGGACCCGGCCUGGGAGGUAGCGCGCCAUCGGCUCGAGCUGGCCGACGGUCUGGGCGAGGGCUGCUUCGGCCGCGUGGUACGCGCCCGCCUGCGGCCGGCCGGCCAGCAAACGCACCCCGUCCGCAUCGUCGCCGUCAAGAUGCUGAAAGAGCACCACUGCGACGCGGACCUGAUGGACCUGGUCUCCGAAAUGGAGGUGAUGAAGAAGAUCGGACCGCAUGUGAACGUCGUCAGCCUUAUCGGCGCUUGCACGCGCGGCAGCUCGCUGAUGGUCAUCAUGGAGUACGCCGAGCACGGCAACCUCCUGACGUACCUGCGCGAGCGACGCGAGACGACAGAGUACGAGCGGCCGUUCGAUGUCGAGCUGCCCUCUCUGUACGACCUGGUCAACUUCGCCUUCCAGGUGGCCCGCGGGAUGGAGUACCUGGCCAGCCGGAAGUGUAUCCACCGAGACCUGGCCGCCCGGAACGUGCUGGUCGGCGAGAACAAGACGCUGAAGAUCGCUGACUUCGGCAUGGCUAGGGACGUCAAGAGCAAGGACUACUACCGCAAAGUCACUGGCGGCCGGCUGCCGGUCAAGUGGAUGGCCCCUGAGGCGUUGUUCGACCGUCUCUAUACCACCGAGUCUGAUGUCUGGUCGUUCGGCGUGCUGAUGUGGGAGAUCAUGACGAUGGGCGACGCGCCGUACCCGACCCUCAACAGCGUGGACGAGCUGGGCGACUGGCUGCGGCAGGGUCGGCGCAUGGCCCGGCCGCCCGCCUGUCCCGUCGGCUUGUACGACGUGAUGCUGGACUGCUGGCGUCUGGAGCCGGCCCGGCGGCCCUCGUUCGGCCGCCUGGUGCAGCGGCUGGACGGGGUGCUGGUGACGCUGAUGCUCAUGGAGUACGUGGCGAUGGCCUCGCCCCAGACCCACGUCGAGUACGCGAACGUGCCGCGGCCGGCGGGACCUUCCGCGUCGCCCUCCGCGCCGGCCUUGCCCUGACCACCGGGCACCUCAGACUGAAGGCGUCGAGCGAGCGGUCAGCGGGUCUGCAGGCAGCUGGACUCGUGCUCGUUUCGUCAGCGGACUGCCGUCACGUCCGUGUCCAAUAAGUGCUCAGGUUUGUUUUUACCAGUGUUCCUCGCCGGGCUUUUAGUUGAUGGUAACCCGGACCUUGGGUCGCCGGUGCGGCGCCUCGCUGGGGUGACCGUCGCCACAAGGACUGUGGCGUGGCAUUUCUUCUUGGACUGAACAGAAUGCAGCGCGGGUUCGCCUAAGCCGCUCGGCUCAUGUUUAAGGCCGUAUUUUUGUUUGUUUUUACAAGCGUUCUGCAUCGAAGUUUGAGUUCCUCUUGGUCCAGGCGCUGGAGAUCUCCGGUGUGGUGCCUCGCGAGGGUCACCUCCCGAGGGCUGGGGUGUAGUGUUUCUGCUUUGAUUUAACGGAUUAGCGGAAGCGCGGAUUAGCGAAUAGUACAGAUUAGCGGAUAGUACAAGUUAGCGGAACAGCUCGUCUUUCGCGUGAGGUUGUGCUUGUACAGUUCACACCACUUCGAAGUUUGUGAGCGCAUUCCCAUUGUGCGGGUGCAUGUCACGCACCAAGCAAAGCGUUUCGAAGUUUGUGAGCGCACUCCUAUUGUUCGGGCGCAUGUGACAUGCGAAGCCAGAGCAUGAUCCUGAUAGCCCAUUAUGAAGGUCUUUUUAUUUGAAAUGUUUUCGUUGCGAUUGUUUUGCGUAACGAAGCCAAGGUUGUCAAGUAUAAUGUUUAUUUUACUACCAGCUCGUAACCUGGAUGGUGUCUGGAGCGGUCUCAGAGUUUUAGUGGCAUAGUUGCUUUGACGGGUUUCAUCGGAGUAGAGACUCCCUACGUUACGAUCAUACCAAGGACUCAGGCACUUGUGGUGCAGCUGUGAUUUUUCUGCUGUGAUUUUUGCCGGCGGCGGAGUGUUUGGACUGGCGCACCUUGUGGUCGAAGAGACUCCGUAGUGAAUAUACAUGUAUUCACCUUCCAGUCAUUUGAAUAUACAG
Pollicipes pollicipes is the source of this 3963-nucleotide messenger RNA. Its product is annotated as fibroblast growth factor receptor 1. Gene Ontology annotation, molecular function: transmembrane receptor protein tyrosine kinase activity; ATP binding. Bases 149 to 2941 code for a protein of 930 amino acids. The transcript is spliced from 18 exons. Gene Ontology annotation, biological process: multicellular organism development; protein phosphorylation; cell surface receptor protein tyrosine kinase signaling pathway. NCBI's taxonomy places the organism in Eukaryota, Metazoa, Arthropoda, Thecostraca, Pollicipedomorpha, Pollicipedidae. The record is from RefSeq and is a predicted model, not a curated record. Gene Ontology annotation, cellular component: plasma membrane; signaling receptor complex.